GAAUUUACAAGAUGUCCGACGAAGAAGUUAAGGUUAAAAAGGGCCGCAAAGCUGCAGCUGAAAGUACAAAACGAACCAAAAAUGAUGCUAAAGCAGAAGCUGAAGAAGAGGUCGACGCUCCGCCAGCCAAAAGAGGUCGUGGAAGGCCGAAGAGAGCGUCGAAAAAUAAGCCAGAAGCAAAGGAAAGCAAAGCUGAGGCAAAUGGAGUAGGUCGCCGGGGAAGAUCCAAGAAAGAAAAGGUGGAAUCAGCUGAAGAAGAGGUUGAUGAGAAAAGUAGCGAAAAUGCAGAUGAAGAUGAUGAAUAAGGAUAUUUUUU
Molecule: messenger RNA, 316 nt
Organism: Leptinotarsa decemlineata (Colorado potato beetle)
Lineage: Eukaryota; Metazoa; Arthropoda; Insecta; Coleoptera; Chrysomelidae
Product: high mobility group protein HMG-I/HMG-Y-like
Source: RefSeq, a predicted model, not a curated record